GGGCGCUUUCCGUAGCAGCAGUUAAGUCACCAGAGCGAAACAUGGCUGCCAUCAGGAGCGGGGUGACUCCGAGUUGCCUGGCAAGAUGUUUCCUAAGACAGACUGGAAAGCCGAGCAGGGGCAGCCGUCCACUUCCAGAGACAUGGAGCCACAGGUUACCUCAGAGGUCCCAUCUCCACACAGUGCUGGAGGGCAGGGGUCCUGCCAGCAGGGCCGUCCUGGGACACAGACACAGUGACCGGCUCCUGUUGGUCAGCGCCGUGGCUGUCAGGCACAGCAGCUCACAGAUUCCAGUUGAAACGGCAGCUCCAGAGGUGGGCGCCUCCGCUCCUCCUCCGGGCUUGGAGUCCUCUCCCGCCCUCGUGUCCGCUGACCCCGCCCCUGUCGUAAUGCCGCCAGUUGUAGAGCAGGCGGCUGAGGCUCCACCGGCUGCUGCGGAGGUCCUGCAGGCUGCGGUUACAGAUUCCAGCUUGGCGGAGCUGGGACUGGCCAACCACACUCCAGUCGGGCUGAUCCAGAACCUGCUGGAGUUCAUUCAUGUGGAUCUGGGUCUGCCGUGGUGGGGUGCCAUCGUUGCAGGGACAGUUCUGGCUCGUUUGGCCGUGUUUCCGGUCAUCGUGAAGGGCCAGAGGGAGGCGGCCAAGCUGAACAACGUGCUGCCUGAGAUGACCAAGCUCACCACCAGGAUGAAUGAGGCCAAACAGAGCGGAAACAAAUUUGAAUUUGCUAAGGCCUACUCUGAGCUGAACCUGUUCCAGAAGAAGCACGAUGUCAAUCCUCUCCGUGGCUUUCUGGUGCCUCUGGUGCAGGCCCCAGUGUUCAUCUCGUUCUUCAUCGCGCUGAGGAAGAUGGCCUACCUGCCCGUGCCCAGCCUGCAGACAGGGGGCGCACUCUGGUUCCCAGACCUGACAGCAGCAGACCCGUUCUACAUCCUGCCUCUGGCCGUCACUGGAACCAUGUUCUUCAUCCUGGAGUUGGGGGCAGAAUCCGGCGUGGACAACCCCAACCUCCGAGCCAUGAAGACGGUGUUCAGGAUCAUGCCCUUCAUCAUCCUCCCCCUCACUAUCAACUUCCCCACGGCGGUCUUCACCUACUGGCUGACCUCCAACUGCUUCUCCCUGGGCCAGGUGGCCUUGCUCAGACACCCCUUGAUCAGAGAUAAGCUGAAGAUCCCGGAGAGGAUCAGCCACCCGGCGUCCGCCCUGCCCCAAAACGAUGGCUUCAUCGAGAGCAUGAAGAAAGGUUGGAAGAACGCUCAGCUCGCCCAGCAGCUGGAAGAGCGGGAAAGGAGAAUCAAAAACCAUCUGGACCUCGCUGCAAAAGGUCCACUGAGGCAGACGUUUACCCACAAUCCUCUGCAACAGACAGGCCCACCCUUGGCUGCAGCAUCAGCCAAAGACAAGCCAGCCAGCGGCAAGGCGAGGCCCUGGAAGGAGACCAUUGGAUAGAUACAACCAAGUGCUUGAUAUCAUCAUUAACUAAUGUGUACAUAUUUAUGGACAGAGGAAGUGGAAGACGGGGCGAUGUGGGAAGUGGUUGUGGUUAAAUAUGAUCAUGUAUGUAUGUAUUAUUCUAAUUAAAGAGCAAAAUCUGCCUCA
Molecule: messenger RNA, 1598 nt
Organism: Myripristis murdjan (pinecone soldierfish)
Lineage: Eukaryota; Metazoa; Chordata; Actinopteri; Holocentriformes; Holocentridae
Gene: oxa1l
Product: OXA1L mitochondrial inner membrane protein
Exons: 10
Coding region: 42-1448 (468 amino acids)
Biological process (GO): protein insertion into mitochondrial inner membrane from matrix
Cellular component (GO): mitochondrial inner membrane
Molecular function (GO): membrane insertase activity
Source: RefSeq, a predicted model, not a curated record